Molecule: messenger RNA, 2836 nt
Organism: Actinia tenebrosa (Australian red waratah sea anemone)
Lineage: Eukaryota; Metazoa; Cnidaria; Anthozoa; Actiniaria; Actiniidae
Product: protein lin-7 homolog C
Molecular function (GO): protein binding
Source: RefSeq, a predicted model, not a curated record
UUAGAAAAUAGCACGAAAUAAGCAAUAUUCAAGAAAAAAGUUAAUAUGGGAAAACGAAAGACAGAAAUGAAAUGCGUUUCUUAGUUUAUCACUCGCCGGCUAGCAUCGGUCUUAUAGGCGCAAGUGCAUGAUUCAGGAUCACAUGAACUAUCCUUCUCCAGCUUGAUCAAAGACAGGAUCUAUAAUAAUUGUUAAUAAGAAAAUAAAAUAAUGAAGAAAUGAAAGUGGGAAAACGAAAGGCUGUAGAAAUAUGGCGUUAUGACAUAUUAUUUGCGAUAUCAUUUAUCUCUUGGAUUGCGGUUGGAUGUAGAAUACGGAAUCUUGCAUGUCAAAUCGAAAAGGUAUCCGAAUAGCAAAAGUAGCAUGUAGAAUAAGAAAUGUUGAAAGUAAAACAUGAAAACGAAACUUAAAUAUGUUCAAAGCUGCAGGUCAAAUACAUAUUAUUACCACAAAACCAGAAAGUACAAUGUAAAAUGUUAAGUUCGAUUUUUGGCCCCGAAUGCGCCGUAAGGAAAUGAAUGAUAUCUUUCCCAUUCAUCUCGGCUCGUUCCCAAACCCCUCGCCAGAUCCAGUAUCACGUGACCCGCCUUCUGGAAGCAGCGUCUAUAUUAUUCACAAUGGCGUCCACCGAACCACUGACUCUAGCCCGAGAUGUUAACAGAGCUAUUGAGCUUCUUCAGAAACUUCAAACCUCUGGAGACAUUCCUCCUAAGAAGUUACAGGCCCUGAAGAAAGUUCUUGAAAGUGAAUUUUGCCAGGCCAUUAGAGAGGUAUAUGAACAUGUCUAUGAGACAGUGGAUAUUCAAGGUAGUCCAGAACUCAGGGCUCAAGCUACAGCUAAGGCUACUAUUGCUGCAUUUGCCGCAAGUGAAGGUCAUGCACAUCCCAGAGUCGUAGAAUUACCAAAAACUGAUGAAGGACUUGGUUUUAAUGUAAUGGGUGGAAAAGAACAGAAUUCUCCAAUCUACAUAUCACGUAUCAUUCCUGGAGGCGUUGCCGAUAGGCAUGGUGGUCUGAAGAGAGGAGAUCAGCUUUUGUCUGUAAAUGGUGUUAGCGUAGAGGGUGAGAACCACGAACGAGCUGUUGAUUUGCUGAAGGCAGCCCAAGGCCAAGUACGGUUGGUUGUCAAGUAUACUCCAAAAUUACUGGAAGAAAUGGAAGCUAGAUUUAACAGUCAGCGUGGAUCAAAAAAGCGAUAAAUACAAGUGUCAAGAUCAUCUUUACUGACAAGACAUCACCUAUUGUAAAUGUAGUAAAUUCAUAGUCAUUUUCUGAGAUAGAGAACAUGGUGCAUUGUGGUCUGGCUUGGGUACAAACAUCUUUUGUUUAUCAUACCUUAUAUGGUGUUGUUUGUACCCAAGAUAGACCACAAUGCAUCCUGUUUAUCAAUCUAAGAAAAGGCCUAUUCAUGUAUAGGUUACUUUUAAUAGAAAAUUUUAAAUAAAUGCGGCAUCUGUCUCAAGAAACUGACUCAUCUAAUCCUUUAAUAUGUUAAUUUUAAUUCUGUAUUUUUUACAGUUGUAGGAUUUUCAGUUUAUAUCCUUUUUAUUUCAUUUUGCCAGCACUUAACUGAGACUAUUCUUUAUUCAAAUCAGGAUGUAAAACUAACUGGAGCCAAUCAGGGGAGAGCACAAUAAUUCAAAUUAGUAAAAUACCACUGUGUUCCUUGAUUACAGACUCAUUUACUCAGGGCUAUCCUUGUAUCAGUGUCUAAACGUUCACAAAUACCAAUGGUAAAGUAAAGAAUGCACAACUUCAACCAUACAAACAUUUCAAAGUUACAUGGAUCUUGACUCGAACAUUCAAAAUAAUUGUAUCAUCACUUUAUAAUCCCAUAUAAGCAACUAUUUUGUUAUUUUCAAAUUCUCUUUCGUUUCCAUUCGCAUUCUUUCAAGGGAAAACUAUGACUUAUGGAAUCAACCUAGUAUAGUUUGGGAUGAUAUAAUUAAUCUGCAAUAGGACUACAUGUCUGUCCAAUUUGGAAAUAAUUGAAUUCAAAAAAUUGAAUUCAAAAUUUUUCUGACUGCCAUGAAAUUUGACUUGGCCUAUCGGCCUCUUCCAAUUUUGUCAGUCCUCUGAAUUUUUUUCAUCCAAUUAUUUCCAAAUUGGACAGCAUGUAGUCCUAUUACCUAUACUAAUUCCAUAGGAAAUUGAGACUGACCCUGUACAACAGAAAAUUCAAAACUGAAGUAUUACUAGCAUUAAUUAUUUCACCUCACAUGCUUGAUAACUUCUAAAAUAUUUGUGAGAUAUUUAAUAAGAAUUUCUCCAUUGCUAGCUUCUGAUUGGUUUACGUUAGAAUGCUUUAUUUUUACGCUACCUACUUAUGAUUGGCUUACAUCUGGAGUAAUCCCAGUUCGGUUGUCUCAGUAAUUAUUAUCUAGUAUUUUCAUUUCCUUUAUGAUCCUGUUAUGACAUACUAUCAUUUCAGUGCGACUACAUCAACCAAGGCCACCCAAACAAAUUUUGAAUCAAAUUCACAAAUCACAUUCUUGAUAUCGAAUAAUCCAAUGAAUUGAUGAUUCUGGAUUUUAGACUGUUUCUUGUUCACUCCUGAUCAUACACACACUUGUAUAAAGUAAAAUAUAUGCUUUUGAAAGGAAAGAUGAACAUUUGUACAGAUUCUAUUGUUUGAAUACUCAAUCAUGAUUGGCUAAUAAUUGUAUGAAAACUUGUCUGGGUGGCCUUGGUUGGUGUAUUCGCACAGUAAUAAUGUUAUGAUUAAUAAUCAUAAAUAAAAUUAUUGUUUUAAUUAUAAUAUAAUAACAGACAGUAUGCAACUCUUGCAUGAAGUAGUGUAACUUUUGUUAUUCUAAUAAAGGUUUUUAACUUGUAA